Molecule: messenger RNA, 306 nt
Organism: Amorphotheca resinae ATCC 22711
Lineage: Eukaryota; Fungi; Ascomycota; Leotiomycetes; Helotiales; Amorphothecaceae
Exons: 1
Source: RefSeq, a predicted model, not a curated record
AUGGAUCUCCUCUCCUCAAUCCGCAAAUCUGGAUCCCGGGGCGGCGUCAACUUCAGCUGGGAGGACGUAACGACGUCGCAACACCGAGAGAACUACCUGGGGCACUCAUUGAUGGCGCCCGUGGGGCGAUGGCAGAAGAACCGCGACCUGAGCUGGUAUGCGAAAGCCGGGGAUCACGCCGCAAGCAAGGGAGAGACAGCGGAGGAGAAGCGCGAGAGAGAGCGGAAGGAGGAGAUUAAAAGGAUCAAGGAGGCAGAGGAAGAUGCGCUUGCGAGGGCGCUAGGGCUCCCAGUACCGGACCGGAGC